Messenger RNA from Paralichthys olivaceus (Japanese flounder), 4866 nucleotides. It is a transcript of the gene kif16bb, whose product is annotated as kinesin family member 16Bb. NCBI's taxonomy places the organism in Eukaryota, Metazoa, Chordata, Actinopteri, Pleuronectiformes, Paralichthyidae. Gene Ontology annotation, molecular function: microtubule motor activity; microtubule binding; ATP binding. The record is from RefSeq and is a predicted model, not a curated record. Gene Ontology annotation, biological process: microtubule-based movement.
UAGACGCGCUGACGCUCACGCGGACACACGCGGCAGGUGUGUGUUUUCAGAGAGACGCUGCAGGCUGUCAGGAGACGUGUGUGUGUGUGUGUGGGAUCCAUGAUGGCUUCAGUGAGAGUAGCUGUCCGAGUCCGUCCACUGAACAAAAGAGAGAAGCAGUUGUCCUCGAAGGUGAUAGUUCAUGUGAACGGGGGCACCACAUCUAUCCACAAGCCUUUGCCUAUUCCACAACAGGGACUGAGGGACAGAGGAAAGGCCUUUUCUUUUGACUUCUCAUAUGAUUCCACUGACAGAGACAGCCUCGUAUUUGCUUCCCAGGAGAAGAUUUUUCAUGACUUGGGCUCUGAUGUGCUGAAAGCUGCAUUUGAAGGUUUGAACUCCUGUAUGUUUGCCUAUGGCCAAACAGGCUCAGGAAAAUCUUACACCAUGAUGGGUCACAUGGGAGAUGAAGGUUUAAUCCCACGUAUCUGCGAAGGCUUGUUCCAGGAAAUAUCUCAUAGAAGCCAGGGUGAUGCUGUGUCGUUCCGUACUGAGGUCAGCUACUUAGAGAUCUAUAAUGAACGUGUGCAGGACCUCCUCAAGAAGAGAGCUACACCUACAGAUGGUGGAAGCCUGAAAGUGAGAGAGCACCCCAGAGAUGGCCCCUAUGUUCAGAAUCUGUCCAAGCACUUGAUGCACAACCACUGUGACAUGGAGAACCUGAUCACUCUCGGCAACGCCAACCGCACCACAGCCAGCACAGGCAUGAAUGACCUCAGUAGCCGCUCCCACGCCAUCUUAACCAUCAGCUUCACUCAGGCAUGGUUAGAAUUGGAGUUGCCACGUGAGACGUUGAGUAAGAUCCACCUGGUCGACUUGGCAGGCAGUGAGAGAGCUGAUGCCACAUGCACCACAGGCACCCGGCUGAAGGAAGGUGCCAACAUCAACAAAUCCCUGGUCACCCUGGGCAGCGUCAUCUCAGCUUUGGCUGACCUUAGUGUGGGAGGACAGAUGACAAAAAAGAAGAAGCAGAUCUUCAUUCCGUACAGAGACUCUGUGCUGACAUGGCUUCUUAAAGACAGCCUGGGUGGAAAUUCUAUGACUACCAUGAUUGCAACCAUUUCUCCUGCUGAUGUGAACUAUGGGGAGACCCUGAGCACUUUGCGCUACGCCAGUCGAGCCAAAAACAUAGUGAACUCCCCCACAGUGAAUGAAGACGGCAGUGUGAAGGUUAUCAGAGAGCUGCAGGCAGAGGUAGCCAGGCUCCAAAGGCUGCUGGAAGAAGCCAAUCAGGUCUCCCGUGGGGAGCUGUCUCCUUCUGUGCUAGUAGAAGAGGAGCUGCAUCAUAAUGAGGCAAAGGUUCUUGUACUGACCAAGGAAUGGACCAGCAAAUGGAAUGAGACUCACAGUAUCCUGCAGGCGGAGGCUGUGGCUCUGAGGAAACAGGGGAGUGGAUUGGUCCUGGACUGCCAGCAGCCUCAUCUAAUCGGCAUCGAAAAAGAUCUACUCAGCACUGGUAUCAUCCUCUAUUAUUUGAAAGAAGGGAUAACCCUGAUCGGGAGUGACAAAGCAUCAUGCAGUCAGGAUAUUGUACUUCAUGGGCCCGGGCUCCUCAGUGAACACUGUGUGCUCGAAAACCGUGCUGGGUCUGUGACUCUGAUCCCUCAGGAUGGUGCACUGUGUUCAGUCAAUGGCUCUGUGGUCACCGGUCCCCGCCAGCUCACUCAGGGUAGCAUCAUACAGCUUGGAAGUGGAACCAUACUAAGGUUUAACCACCCGACAGAAGCUGCCCAGCUAAGAGAGAGAUGCCAGGUACAGACAGACCUUCACACUGAGAGCGGGAUGCUAUCUCCCUUCAGCCUGUCCCUGACUGACAUGUCCAAAUCUACUGAGAAUCUGUCCAACGUGAUGCUGCAGAAACCAGGGGCGAGGAUGGAAGAGGAGCUCAGCCAACAGGGGGUGGCUCUGCAGCAGGUCCAAAAAAGUCUGAACAGACGUAACCAGGACAUAAGAAGACUUCCAGAGGAAAGCAGUGGGGUUCCACAUCAACAGAGAGCAGAGAAGAGGACAAAGGGGGCAGGGAUAGAAGAAUCUUGUAAUGGUCUGAUGGAUAAGCUGGAUGCAGACACGGCAGAGCCCACAGUGCAGAGUAGCUGUCUAACAUCCACCACAACAGAGAAGCUCAUACCUACAGCCAUACCUGGAAAACAUCCUGUCCCUCACACUUGUUUUGAGUUGGAUGGAGACACACUACAGGGUGGGGUAAGCACCAGGGAUGGCCAUGACCAGGAGAGGGAGGUGUGUCAUAAAUCAAGGCCAGAGCUGAUGUCUGAGAGGCCGUGGAGAGAAGCUCAGACUGGGGCUGGAGUUUCAACUUAUAAGGAAGAGGAGGUUUGGUCAGGGGAUGCCAGCCUCCAGCAGACAAGUGUCCUGGGUCCGGGUGAUGGAUGUGGCAUGAAGCCAGAGGGGAAUGCUAAUGAGAUCCAAGGUGUUGUGGCUGACUGCUACAAGGGGAGACCUGGCUCUAGUGGGAGCUCAUUAGGCAGCACACCCCACCUGCAGAGCAGCACAGGAAGCAGCUCCAUGUCUGUCCUACCACAGACCAGCACUCAAUCUCAAAUCGACAAAAAGCCUCUUAGCAGUCAGGCGCCCUGCCAUCCACCCGAGCAAACAGUCUUUGAGGGCCAGUUCUGCUGUGGAGAGAUGGAUGAAUCUGGACAUUGGGCGGAGAUCCCGGGAGUGUGUGCGACUGAGACUGCAGCAGCCACAGCACAAAACUCAGGACUGGGCUCUUUGGUCAGCAGAGUUUCAUGGAUGGUCCAGGAUGCAGGGCGUCUCCUGUGUAGCUCUCAGGCUGUAUUGCAACAGGUCAGGGAAGAGGGACUUCAGCACUUUGGGGCCCGCCAUGUUGUCUCUCUGGCCAGGGACAGUGGUGUUGUGUCUGUGGUGAAGGACAGCCAGGUCUUCUCAAUGGUGAAAGGGAGCUUUGUCUUCUCUUUAUUCAAGGAAAGUCAAAUUUUUUCCACAGUUAGAGAGCUACCACUUAUACAGCACAUUCAGAUGGAGAUCCAACAAUUUGGGACUGAUGAGUCAGCUGAGACUAUUACCCCUGACAUCACACAACUACCAGUCCUUACACCAACACAAACCAUAAACAAGGCAGAAGAAUUUCCAGAUGAUGCACCGCUAAUCCUAAAAGAUAUCCUGACAAAGAAUGAGAGAAUUGAGGAUGUGCCUCAAAACAUGGCUGAUACAAACCAAGGAGAUAAACUGAUCACAGAGCUGCUGCCAGUGAAACAUACCAGUGUGCUGGAGGUUACCUCUGCAUCUGAAGACGAAGAGAACUUGAGGUCUGUGGCGAACAAAACGAUUGUCCAAAUGUUCAGUCAAAGGUUGAUUAUAUUUCCUGAUACCCUUUCGAAUCUGCAAACCCUCUCUCUGCUAGACAUGAUGAAUGUUUUACAUAAUUUCAUUUCCACACCAGUGAUCGCCUGCCAGAAGAUUUCAGCUCUCUUUUGGCUCAGUGUGGCUAAAUGCAGCCAACCUGAGCCUUGUCCUGCUCUCCUGAUCCUGGCAGAAACUGGCCUCUAUGCCCUGAAUACAGAUUCUGGUUCCCUGGUUUUGUUCCAUCACCUCCCCUUGUUGCAGCUGAAGCAGGUGCACAUAGGCUUAGCAGGCCAGAGUCUGCGUUUGAUGGGCUCUACAGAAGAGAGCAUCCUGGGGGUCUAUACUCACAGCCACAAGCUGACCAGAGAGCUAUGCUGGGCCAUACUUCAUGCCAUCUGCCCUGGGGACAGCAGGGUCUCUCAGCACCCACUGCUCCACGGAGACUUGAUGAGGAUGUCUCUGGAAUGGCAGACUUAUGUACCUGACCUGCUGAUGGACGCUGGAUUUAAGGUUUGCUGCCAGUUCCAGAAGAGUCUUGCUGCUCUUGUUUACCUUCUUCAUUUUAACAUGGGUCAAGAAAUUGUCCCUCUAGGAGAAAUACAGCUACUACUGUACACCAGUGUACGGGUGUGCAUUAGCCCCAGUACCUACACUGAGCCCCUUGCCCAUCUUUUACUGACUGAUACUCACCUUGGUCUGGUACAGGAAGAUGCUGUCUUUCACCCGACUCCAAGCUGUGUCAUCGUGCAGCCCUGCCGUCCCCUAUUCCACCACUUAACUCUUCGUCAGCGCUCAGAUGUGCGCUGCGUGCUGGUGCAUGAUGAAGACAAGCGUGGAGCUGUCAGGCUGGAUGUAAUCCUAGCAAAUGUGAGGGGCAGGGGUCACCCUGACAGCGUGACUAAGGCAGCUACCCCGCCUGCACAAGCUUCAAAUUCAUCUCUGCAUGCAGAAGUGUGGAAAUUAACUUUCAGUUGCUCCACUGAGGCUGCCUGCCUGAUUAAUCACUUGUCAAAUGUCUGAUCAAGGACUGAACAGCCUGUAAUGAACAGCCCAGCUUGAAAACUCACUCAGAGAGUGCAAUGGCAAAAGUACAUCCCUACAGACAGUUCAAAGAAUGACUUCCCUGUUGGAAACUAUGACCUACUUUGAAGUUUCUGCAUUGAUUUGUUUCUCUAAGAGUUUUGGUCAUUUUAAUGUCAGCCUACAUGGCUUUAGUACUUAAAUAUCUUAACUUAAACACUUGCAUAGUUUUUGUUCUUUACUCACUACCUCCCCAUUAUACUGUCAAAGAGGUUUAUUAUCUAUUAUUAUUACAGAGGUAUUAUUAUAUUAUUGUUUAUUAUGAUUUUAGCCCGAAUGAUCUCACUGUCAUGAUUACUUUAAGUGUGCCAUAUUUGUCAUUUGUAUGUCAGGCUUUUGCACAUUUUAAAUAUUUUAUACAAAAACAUCUCUUUUGAAAUGGAUAUGUUUAAAUGUGUUUGUAAAAAAUUAAAGGAAGGU